AUGUCUGAAAGCUCGAUUGGGUCUUCCGGCCCAGAUAACCGUGGAGAAGCCGCUAGGGUUGCUGAGUGUCUGAAACAGGUGUUGUCCUGCGGCGACAUGAGCGAUGUUCAGUUCGCGGUGGGACGUGAGUACGGUGCCGUGCGGAUCUUUCCAGCUCACAGAGUCAUCAUGGGUGCCCGUAGCGCUGUGUUUCACAACAUGUUCUAUGGACGUAUGCCAGAGAAUUGCACACUUCCCGUAGAGAUUCCGGAUAUCCAUCCGGACGCCUUCGAUAAUAUGCUCAGCUAUAUCUACGCGGACACCAUAGACAGUCUCAACCUGGAUAACGUGUUUCGAACUCUUAUCUGCGCUGACAAGUGUGACCUUCCACGGUUGGUUGACAAGUGCAUCCGUUUCAUCCUGGAUCAUCUGUCAGAAAACAAGGACAGCUGCUUCGUAAUUCUGGACAUGGUGAUUCGUUACAAAUGUCCAGCGCCCAGUGUCAUGAAUGAAUGUCUGCGCCUCAUUGACCGAUCAAAGGAAAGUGUCUGGCAGUCAACUCGUUUCUCUGACAUCGGACUGGAGACGCUGGAGAUUGUUCUAAAACGAGAGACACUGGAUGUCGAUGAAGCGACCAUUUAUUCUUCGGUUGAAAAGUGGGCUGCGAGCGCUUUCAAUAAGAGGACCCUGGAGGCUUCUGCCAUUAAUCGGCGCGAAAUGUUGGGCCCGGCGGUGUAUCUCGUCCGAUUCCCGGUCUUAACCGAUGCGCAACUAAUGAAUGGUCCUGCUCAGGAUUUUACCAUUGCCUUUCGUAGUGGGAAUGAGAAGAAAACUGGUUUAUUGCUGCAACCGGAGCUGUGGGACAUUUUCCGCUACAAGCAUGCCGACAUUAAACCGGAGCUGCCGUUCUGUGCGGAGCCCCGGCGAAAUGAUCUGCGAGGUGUCGUUCACUUUACCGUUCCGGAUAUAAGGAAACUGGGGGAGAUGUUUACACUGAGUGAUCCCAUAAUCGUCAGGAAGCUGCCUUGGCGGAUUAUGAUUAAGAAGCACCUACAGAAAGGAUGGGGCUACUUUGUGAAAUGUGAUGGUGAUGUGAAUUCCGACUCUUGGAAAUGUCAAGCUGAUACGGAACUUUUCUUGCUACCAUGGAAAUCGAUGAUGGCACCGAUUACUAGAUUUUUUGUGGUCAAGGACUUACUGGACCCGUCGAAAGGAUACGUUAACCCUAGUGACUUCUUGCUGAAACUCCAAGUCAAGCUGACGGCUGACCUUCCUGCCGGAAUUGAUUAA
Paramacrobiotus metropolitanus is the source of this 1269-nucleotide messenger RNA. RefSeq names its product BTB/POZ domain-containing protein 3-like. The record is from RefSeq and is a predicted model, not a curated record. NCBI's taxonomy places the organism in Eukaryota, Metazoa, Tardigrada, Eutardigrada, Parachela, Macrobiotidae. Gene Ontology annotation, molecular function: protein binding. The transcript is spliced from 10 exons. The coding region runs from base 1 to 1269 and encodes 422 amino acids. Gene Ontology annotation, biological process: neurogenesis. Gene Ontology annotation, cellular component: cytosol.